UUCGACUUUUGUUGUAUUAUUAUUACUGUAUUUUAAACACAUUAUUAUAUUAUUUUGUUGUUUAAAUGUUUGACCGUUCGUAUCUCCCGUAGGAAUGUUGUCUAGUUAGUGUUAUGGUUUUUUUUUUAAUUUUCUUUUUUUUAUUAUGAUUAAAUCGUUGAUUUUAUUCCGUACCGUCGGUUAAGUAGACGCGUAUUCUCACAUCAUCGUCGUUCGUUCAUCAAAUGUAGUUUGUUAUCAUCGCAGUAAACGACAUGUAAAACGUUAGAUUUUCCGUUUUCGUAGUACCCGCAAAUAUUGUAAACCGUCCAGCGUUUACACGAGUCAAGAGCAAGAACACGAUCAUACAGAGAGCACAGAUUGCAAUAACUCUGAAGAAGCUGUUUUAAUUGAUGAUAAGAUGAGUUCCGAAACAAGUGGUGGUGUAAACUUUAUUGUCGGCGACGAGGAUGGCGUUGAUCAAGCGCCUACCGAACUUGUCAAUGGAGAUUUAAUGAGAGCUUUAGAAGAAGAGAAACACGAAAAUACUGAUUCUUUCCCUUUAGGCAAAGAAACACGUAUGGGCGUAACAUCAAAUAGCAGCUCUUAUAACAACAUGUUUGGCUUAACAGAAAAGAGGAAACGAUUAAGGCCUAGUAUGUCACAAGGCAAUGUGAUCCAUCAAAGACUAACUGAAAAAGACUUCAAUGUUAGCACUCCUGAAGAAUUUGUGAAACGUUUUAAAGGAACAAAAGUUAUAAACAAGGUUUUGAUUGCUAACAAUGGUAUUGCUGCAGUCAAAUGCAUGAGAUCUGUUCGUCGAUGGUCUUAUGAAAUGUUUAGAAAUGAAAGAGCUGUACGAUUUGUAGUUAUGGUUACACCAGAGGAUCUUAAAGCAAAUGCUGAAUAUAUUAAAAUGGCUGAUCACUAUGUACCAGUACCUGGAGGUACAAAUAACAACAAUUAUGCUAAUGUUGAACUCAUUGUCAAUAUAGCCAUACGUUCACAAGUUCAGGCUGUGUGGGCUGGUUGGGGACAUGCUUCUGAGAAUCCAGAACUACCUAAGCUCUUGGACAAAAAUAAAAUUGCUUUUAUUGGACCACCUGAAAAAGCUAUGUUUGCUCUUGGUGAUAAAAUUGCUUCAAGUAUAGUUGCACAAACAGCUGAAAUUCCAACAUUGCCCUGGUCUGGUUCAGGUGUAAUUGGACAUUACUCCGGUAAAAAAAUUGAAAUUGGACCAGAUUUGUAUAAAAAAGGUUGUGUUGCAACAAUCGAAGAAGGCUUAGUGUCAGCUGAAAAAGUUGGAUAUCCAAUUAUGAUUAAAGCUAGUGAAGGCGGUGGCGGUAAAGGUAUAAGAAAAGUAGAAAAUACUGAAGAAUUUCCAAAUGCAUUCAAACAGGUUCAAUCUGAAGUUCCUGGAUCACCAAUAUUUAUUAUGAAAUUGGCUAAAUGUGCUAGACAUUUAGAAGUACAACUUUUAGCUGAUCAAUAUGGUAAUGCUAUAUCAUUGUUUGGACGUGAUUGUUCAAUUCAAAGAAGACAUCAAAAAAUUAUUGAAGAGGCACCAGCAGUGAUUGCCGAACCUAGCGUUUUUGAAGAAAUGGAGAAAGCUGCUGUUCGUAUUGCUAAAAUGGUUGGCUAUGUUAGUGCUGGUACAGUUGAAUAUCUGUACGAUACCGACGGAAAUUAUUACUUUUUGGAGUUAAAUCCUAGACUGCAAGUCGAACAUCCAUGCACUGAAAUGGUAUCUGAUGUGAAUUUACCUGCUGCACAACUGCAAAUUUCAAUGGGAUUACCUCUUAACUGUAUUAAAGACAUAAGAUUACUUUAUGGCGAAUCUGCUUGGGGAGAAAGUUCUAUUGAUUUUGAUGCACCAAGACAUAAACCUCAUCCAUGGGGUCAUGUUAUUGCUGCUCGAAUUACUAGUGAAAACCCUGAUGAAGGUUUUAAGCCUAGUUCGGGAACAGUUCAAGAAUUAAAUUUCCGUUCUUCAAAGAAUGUUUGGGGAUACUUCAGUGUAGCAGCCUCAGGAGGAUUACACGAAUUUGCUGAUUCUCAGUUUGGGCAUUGUUUCUCAUGGGGAGAAAACCGAGAACAAGCUAGAGAAAAUUUAGUUAUUGCACUUAAAGAAUUGUCAAUUCGAGGAGAUUUUAGAACUACAGUUGAAUAUUUAAUUACACUUCUUGAAACUGAAUCAUUCCAGUCUAAUACAAUUGAUACAGCUUGGUUGGAUUUAUUGAUAUCAGAGCGAGUACAAUCUGAAAAGCCAGACAUAUUUCUUGGAGUCAUUUGUGGAGGACUUCAUAUUGCUGAUCGUACCAUAUCCGAAUCAUUCCAAAAUUUUCAAACAUCUUUAGAACGUGGUCAGGUACUGAGUGCUAGUACAUUAGAUCACCAUGUAUCUGUUGAACUUAUAAAUGGUGGAUACAAAUAUAAAGUUCAAGUCACCAAAUCUGGACUCAAUUCAUACUUCCUUAUUAUGAAUGGCUCAUUCAAGGAAAUCGAAGUCCAUCGUCUGUCUGACGGUGGAAUUUUGUUAUCUUUGGAUGGAUCAAGUUUUACUACUUAUAUGCGAGAAGAAGUAGAUCGGUAUAGAAUUGUAAUUGGUAAUCAGACAUGUGUUUUUGAAAAAGAAAAUGAUCCAUCUUUAUUACGCUCGCCGUCUGCUGGUAAAUUGAUUAGUUUUCUUAUAGAGGAUGGUGGUCAAGUUAAAAAAGGUCAACCAUAUGCUGAAAUAGAGGUAAUGAAAAUGGUAAUGACGUUAACAGCAACAGAAAAUGGCCGUGUGUAUUAUAGCAAAAGACCUGGUGCCGUUCUUGAUGCUGGAUCAUUAAUUGCAACGCUUGAAUUAGAUGACCCAUCUUUGGUUACAAAAGCUGUUGAAUAUAAAGGACAGUUCCUUGAACUUGAUGGAACGUCACAUAUUUAUGGAGAAAGUCUUAAUAAUAUACAUACAUGCUAUAGAGGUAUGCUAGAUAAUAUUCUGGCAGGGUAUUGUUUGCCAGAACCAUAUCAUCUUGUACGUUUGAGAGAAGUCAUUGAAAAGUUUAUGAAUUCUUUACGGGAUCCAAGUUUACCUUUACUGGAGUUGCAGGAAGUAAUAUCUUCAAUAUCAGGCAGAAUACCAAAAGCUGUUGAUAAAAAAAUUAAAUCAUUAAUGAAGCUAUAUGAAAGGAACAUCACAUCUGUACUUGCUCAAUUUCCUAGCCAACAAAUAGCUGCAAUUAUUGAUGGUCAUGCUGCAACUUUACAAAAAAGAACAGACCGUGAUAGCUUUUUCCAGACAACACAAGGCAUUGUUCAACUGGUACAGAGAUAUAGGAAUGGAAUUCGUGGUCGAAUGAAGUCUGCUGUUCAUGAGUUGCUGAAACAAUACUAUGAAGUGGAAAGUCAAUUUCAACAUGGAAGUUACGAUAAAUGUGCUACUGCAUUAAGGGAUAGAUACAAAGACGAUAUGGCUGCUGUUACAUCAACAAUAUUUUCACAUACACAAGUAGCAAAGAAGAAUAUGUUAGUUACUAUGUUAAUUGAUCAUUUGUGGUCCAAUGAACCUGGUUUAACAGAUGAGUUGGCAGCUACAUUAAACGAGUUAACUUCACUCAAUCGCAGUGAACAUUCUAGAGUUGCUCUUCGGGCCCGACAAGUACUCAUUGCUGCACACCAACCAGCAUAUGAAUUAAGACAUAACCAAAUGGAAUCAAUAUUUUUAUCUGCUGUUGAUAUGUAUGGACAUGAUUUUCAUCCUGAAAACUUACAAAAACUUAUCCAAUCUGAAACUUCUAUAUUUGAUAUUCUUCAUGACUUCUUUUAUCAUUCAAACCGUGCAGUCUGCAAUGCUGCAUUAGAGGUUUAUGUUAGACGUGUUUACAUAUCAUAUGAUCUUACAUGUUUGCAACAUUUGGAACUGUCAGGAGAAAUACCAUUGGUACAUUUCCAAUUUCUUUUGCCUUCUUCUCACCCAAAUCGUCAACAAAAUAAGAUCAAUUCUGGAGCCAAUGGAUCUGAAACCCUUGAAUCACCAAUCAAAACUCCAUUGCCAUAUAUCCCAACUUAUCAAAGAACUGGUUGUAUGGCAGCAUUUGAAUCAUUUACUCAAUUUGAACAAUAUUUUGAUGAAAUCUUGGAUAUUAUGGAAGAUCUAUCUUCUCCUGUUUAUGUUUCCCCAAAAAUCAUUGAUGCACUUGAAAGUGGAAGUGAAUCUAGAUUAAGCUCAUCUCUCAAUGUGAGCUUGUCUCUUGGUGACCAACGGCCCCCAGACCAAGAGAAUGUUGAGAUUGAACCGUGUCAUAUAUUAUGUAUAGCUAUGAAAGAUACUGGAAAUAUGGAAGAUGAUAAACUUGGUAAGAUGUAUGAAGAAUUUUGUCAACAACGUAGAGAAGAGUUGAAAAAAAGAUCAAUCCGAAGAAUCACUUUCUUAGCUUUGAAUAAAAGGCAAUUCCCUAAAUUAUUCACCUACAGAAACUAUGAAGAUUUUGCUGAAGAUAGAAUUUACCGGCACUUAGAGCCAGGUAUGGCUUUCCAAUUGGAAUUGAACAGAAUGAGAACUUAUGAAUUAGAAGCUUUGCCUACAUCAAACAGAAAAAUGUACCUGUAUUUAGGAAAAGCUAAAGUUCCAAGAGGUCAAGUUGUAACUGAUUAUCGUUUCUUUAUACGUUCCAUUAUAAGACAUCAAGAUUUAAUAACAAAAGAAGCAUCUUUUGAAUACCUUCAAAAUGAAGGAGAACGUGUAUUGUUGGAAGCAAUGGAUGAAUUAGAAGUUGCUUUUAGCCACCCACAUGCACGUAGAACUGACUGUAAUCAUAUAUUUUUGAAUUUCGUCCCUACUGUUAUUAUGGAUCCUGCCAAAAUCAAAGAAAGUGUGACUAAUAUGGUAAUGAGGUAUGGUCCACGUCUUUGGAAAUUGCGAGUUCUUCAAGCAGAGCUUAGAAUGACAAUACGGCCUUCGCCUACCAGUAAAACUUCAAAUGUCCGAUUAAGCCUUGCAAAUGGUAGCGGUUAUCAUUUGGAUAUUUGCCUUUAUAAAGAAAUUACUGACUCUAAAUUAGGAAUGAUUAAAUUUGAAUCAUAUGAAUCAAAGCAAGGACCAUUACACGGACUUCCAGUUUCUACUCCAUAUGUAACCAAAGACUUUUUGCAACAAAAAAGAUUCCAAGCUCAAAGUGCCGGAACAACUUAUGUUUAUGAUAUUCCAGAUAUGUUUAGACAAAUGAUAGAAACUUUAUGGCAAGAAUACAUUUUGGAACAUCCAAAUGAUGGAGUUUUAAAAAGUAGCUUAGUGUUUGACUAUGUUGAACUUGUUGUUGAAGACAAUCAUUUAAUUGAGCAGAAACGUUUUUCUGGUGAAAAUACUGCUGGUAUGGUUGCUUGGAGAUUUACAAUGCAUACUCCAGAAUAUCCUUCUGGUCGAGAUAUAAUUGUAAUUGCUAAUGAUCUAACUGUGAACAUUGGUUCAUUUGGUCCACAAGAAGAUAUUGUCUUUGAUUUAGCUUCUAAAGAAGCACGAAGAAGAAAAAUUCCACGUAUUUAUAUAUCAGCUAACAGUGGAGCUCGUAUUGGUCUUGCAGAAGAAAUAAAAAGUUUGUUCAAUGUAGCCUGGGAAGAUCCAUCUGAUCCGGAAAAAGGAUUCAAAUAUUUAUAUUUAACACCAGAUGACUAUGGAAAAUUAGCUGGUCAAAAUUCUGUAGAAGCAGAAUUAAUUGAAGAUGAAGGAGAACCAAGAUAUAAACUAACUGACAUUAUUGGAAAAGAUUUUGGUUAUGGUGUUGAAAAUUUAAAAUUCGCCGGAAUGAUAGCUGGUGAAACUUCUCGUGCGUAUCAAGAUAUUGUUACAAUUUCAAUGGUGACUUGUCGUGCUAUUGGUAUUGGGGCUUAUCUUGUACGACUUGGUCAACGUGUUAUUCAAAUUGAGAAUUCUCAUAUUAUUCUAACAGGAUACAGUGCUUUAAAUAAGCUUCUUGGUCGUGAAGUGUAUGCAUCUAACAAUCAGUUAGGUGGUAUUCAAAUUAUGUAUAAUAAUGGUGUGUCACACAAGACUGAGGCUAGAGACUUAGAUGGUGUGUACAGAAUUCUGAAGUGGCUUUCUUACAUUCCAAAAACUAAAGAAUCUCCAUUGCCUGUGAUUAAAAGUGUGGAUCCCGUAGAAAGAGAUAUAGACUAUGUGCCUACCAAAGUCCCAUAUGAUCCUCGUUGGAUGAUUGCUGGAAAAGAAGAUACCAAUGGCCAUUGGGAGUCAGGAUUCUUUGAUAAAGGAUCAUGGGAUGAAAUAAUGCAACCCUGGGCACAAACUGUUGUUUGUGGAAGAGCUAGACUAGGAGGAAUCCCAGUUGGUGUUAUUGCUGUUGAAACAAGAACAGUAGAAGUUACUUUACCGGCAGAUCCUGCCAAUUUGGAUUCGGAAUCUAAGACUGUGUCUCAAGCUGGACAAGUAUGGUUCCCAGACUCUGCGUAUAAAACAUCUCAAGCCAUUAAAGAUUUUGCUCAUGAAGAUUUACCACUUUUCAUCUUUGCUAACUGGAGAGGUUUUUCUGGUGGAAUGAAAGACAUGUACGAACAAAUUAUGAAAUUUGGUGCAUACAUUGUUGAUGAACUAAGACAAUACAAUCAGCCAAUCAUCACAUAUAUCCCACCAUUUGGUGAGUUGCGAGGAGGAGCAUGGGCUGUUGUAGAUACUACUAUUAAUCCAAGACAUAUUGAGAUGUAUGCAGAUCCAGAUAGCCGGGGUGGUGUUCUAGAACCUGAAGGAAUUGUUGAAAUUAAAUUCCGUGAAAAAGACAUCUUAAAAUCUAUUCACAGAAUUGAUACAAAUAUUUUGAGUCUCAAAGCUAAUGGUACCCCAACUCCUGAAGAAGCAGUUGAAAUAGAAAAGAACGUUGCAGAUAGAGUAUCAGUGUUGAAACCUAUUUACCAUCAAGUAGCAAUUCAUUUCGCUGACUUACAUGAUACACCUAAAUGCAUGCUUAGUAAAGGUGUUAUCAAAGAUAUUGUUCAAUGGAAAAAAUCUCGUAAUACAUUAUAUUGGCGUCUUAAACGGCGUUUAUUACAAAACCAAAUCCAAAAAGUUAUAACAAAAUCCAAUGAUGCCAUUCAAGAUGAUGUUGCCUAUGAAAUGCUAAGAAGAUGGUUUGUUGAAGACAAAGGCACCACUGCUUCUUAUCUGUGGGAUAACAAUCAAGCCGUAGUACAAUGGUUAACAAGUCAAUUAGAUGAAUCUGAUGGCACAAUUGUAGCUGAUUCAUUAAUUGGAAGCAACAUCAAGAGCGUAAGGAAAGAUGCAGUUAUAAAUCAAGUCACAUCUACAGUAAAUGACACACCUGAAGUUACAUCAGAUGUAAUAAUGGGUAUGUUCCAAAGUCUAUCAGAAAUGCAACGUCUAGACCUGAUUCAUAAUUUAACUCAGGCCACAAGCAUUGGAAAUGUGAAAUUAAAUAGUUGAUUACCCUUUACUAUAAGCAGUUAUUGUUGUUUAUUAUAAAACAAAAAUAUAAAUAAAUGUACGCUUAUACACGCAUACACACAUAAAUAUGUAUACUAUACAUAAUAAAUAUGUGUGUAUGUGUGUAUGCGUGUGUUACUUUAAA
Molecule: messenger RNA, 7556 nt
Organism: Rhopalosiphum maidis (corn leaf aphid)
Lineage: Eukaryota; Metazoa; Arthropoda; Insecta; Hemiptera; Aphididae
Gene: ACC
Product: acetyl-CoA carboxylase
Exons: 37
Coding region: 401-7411 (2336 amino acids)
Biological process (GO): fatty acid biosynthetic process
Molecular function (GO): metal ion binding; ATP binding; acetyl-CoA carboxylase activity
Source: RefSeq, a predicted model, not a curated record